AUGUCCAUCAGGGAAGGUUAUCUAAAAAAGUGGUCCGAUCGUAAAAAUUGGCACAGUGUGUACUGUAAGCUGUUAAAUAAUGGUUGGUUUCAGUGGUUUGAGAAUGCAUCUUCCACCUCACCCAAACAAAGUGUUGAGAUUAGACGUGUAGUAUCGUUUCUAGCGUCUGGAGAACCUUUUCAUCGUGUUUCAUGCAACCCAACCUCCCAAGCAGCUUCAGAUAUUCCUUUGGCUUUUGGUAUUCUCUACGGACCUCAUAUGGGGACUCAAAUGGCUUGGUUUGCUUGUCCGGAUCAGGCAACAUUAAGCUCAUGGACAAAUGCGUUAAUGUCAUUAUUUCAACAGACUUCAAUACCUCCAUCUGCUCCUCCGCCAUAUCAACCUUCACCGGCACCAGCUCAACCUCCAGGAUCAAUCGGUUUUGGAAUGCCUGAUCCAACUGCUUAUGGUGGAAAUCCUGGUGGUUAUGGGCCUCCUCCUCCCCCGAUUAGUCAACCUAAUUAUGGAUAUCCAACUAAUAAUUAUGUUCCACCAGCAGUGCCACCUGCACGACCAGCAGCACCAGGUGCUUAUAUGCCUGGGACAAGUUCAUAUAGUGGUUAUCAACCAGGUCCACAAGAUCCACAAGGUCAAUGUUUUGUUGCACAAAAUGGUCAACCAUAUCAAGUGGUCUAUGUAGAUGGUAAACCGAAAAAGAAAAAGUGUAAAGGAUUGAAAAAUGCAGCAGUUGGUCUUGCUUCAGGAGUAGCUGGUGGUUAUUUAGCAAGUCGUCUAUUUGGGGGUUUUGGCGGUGGAUUCAUGGGUCCAAGAUGGGGCAGUUGGAGUUCAUUAUCUAGUCUCAGUUGGUCUGAUUAA
Molecule: messenger RNA, 855 nt
Organism: Schistosoma rodhaini
Lineage: Eukaryota; Metazoa; Platyhelminthes; Trematoda; Strigeidida; Schistosomatidae
Source: the annotation of a GenBank genome assembly